AUGCCAUGCCGCCAGAGAUCGGCUUGUGUGCGCAAUCGUCUCCCUGUCGUGGUAUCGCUGCUGGCCGCCUACGGAUACUUGGUACCUACCACUAUCUCUCUUUAUCCGGCCACUUAUCUGGACUUGAUCUGUGUUUCUCCUCGGACCUGCCCAAUCCGCCAGGAAAACAGGAGAAGAGAGAGAGGUGUACCAGGAAAUCGGCAAACACCAGCCCUACAUAAUUGGCCUGCCCGUCCACCCGUAUCUUGAUUGCACAGUCUGAAUCCCCCCUUAUCUACCUCUUACCUGUGUAUCCGUACCGACUUUUGGGGUGCUCUGCGUGCUUAACCCCGGUUGCCGUUCUCCUCGUCGUCGCAGCCCCCAGGGCGGUUGGUUGGUUUUUUGUGCGCGCGUACCUCGAGAUAACCUCGCGUCUCCCGCUCACACAUUUACUCCGUGCAUCGACGCGUAUGUAUGGUCCAACAUGGUACUAGUGCACUUUGUGAACAUUGGCACUGGGCAGUUUGCUGCGGGUUUGUCUGCUUCUUUAUCUUCUGUCGCCUGUAUCCGUACACACAUGCCUUACCUUCGUCGGGCGGGAGCGUGUUUCAAAGUGACCUUCUUAUCUGGUCGAUGAUGGGCCUGACCCGUCUGGGGUCGAGGCAGACGAAAUGAUCGGUUAAUCCUCCCUUAUCUUUUCUCCAGAUUUGUUUUAUAUUCUAUUCUUAUUCGCUUCCCCGGAUAUCGUCUUCCGGCAAGUUUGAGAUACGUUUAGGAGAUAUAGAGGCCAUCGGCUGCUGCUUACUCCCUUCACACUUUCCCGCCUACCAAGUUCGAGCUCUCAUUCUACGCGGCCUGCCGAUCCGAAGGCCUUCCAACCGCCCCGAAAGCGGAUGCCCUCCCGACAUUACGAAUCGAUACACCGCUUGAUGGGGAAGAAAAAUGUCUCUUACGUCCUGUGAUACGAAACCUGUCUUGUCCGGCAUGACGAACUCGGGCUGGGAUGCCUAAGGGGGAACGAAUCAGCGUGGACGCAGCUAGUCAUAGGAGGGAGGCAUAGUCGGCAGACAUUUUCGACAUCACGGGAACCGAGGUCCCCUCUGUACUAUUCUGGCCCUGGAUACAGACGACGACCAUUGGCAAUUGUUGAUUCAGCUAUCGCGAGUUAUGCGAAGCCCUCCGAUUCUACGAAUGAUACACUGGGAAUACGGGUGCGGUUUGGACAGCCUGGCUUAGUCGGAGGCCCAGUCUAAGCGAGGAAGACGGACUUCCAUGAUCAACAACUCCUGUUCUCGACUGGUCUUUUCGACGACCCGGGCGAGGUCCCAAAUAUUGUAUCGGUCAUGGCACUACUGCACUGGGCUCAUGUAACGCCCAUGAUAUUCUACGGGUGAUAUCGAGUCCUUGGUGCGGGCUAUGGUGAGACGCUGCGCUUACUUGCUUUACACGCGGACUAAACACACGCGUAAUAUGCAGGACCGUCUUUCGACCACGCAAUGGACCCAACAGGACGUAAAUCCCAUCGCAAGUUCCCAUCCGGAAACGAUGCAGACCCCGGGAUCGAUACAAUGUGAUGCGACACCAGACCUCGCCAUCUUCACAAUCAUGUCCCCCUCCCUUCGAAUCUCUUUGCAAGUUGGACAGUAUCUAUCGACGGAACGACCCUUGCCGAGCCUGACCCUCUCUACCCUGCUUGGUGGAAUGUCGACCCUUCGUCCGUGGCUUUUCGCAUGAUCCCUUUGGACUGUUGACUAAC
Molecule: messenger RNA, 1735 nt
Organism: Colletotrichum destructivum
Lineage: Eukaryota; Fungi; Ascomycota; Sordariomycetes; Glomerellales; Glomerellaceae
Exons: 1
Coding region: 1-249 (82 amino acids)
Source: RefSeq, a predicted model, not a curated record